Penicillium brevicompactum is the source of this 1056-nucleotide messenger RNA. RefSeq names its product alpha/beta hydrolase. Bases 1 to 1056 code for a protein of 351 amino acids. Lineage: Eukaryota; Fungi; Ascomycota; Eurotiomycetes; Eurotiales; Aspergillaceae. Gene Ontology annotation, molecular function: hydrolase activity. The record is from RefSeq and is a predicted model, not a curated record. The transcript is spliced from 2 exons.
AUGGAUCAAUAUGACACCAAAGAAGAUGUCAUGAGACUAGGCAUCGUUGACCCAGAGCUCGAAGAAAUUCUCAAGCACACUCCACCACUCAAGUUGGACUUCUCACACCCCGUUGAACUCAUGCGAGAAGCAGUCUCAGCAAUGGAAAAGAAAAUACAUGAAUCUUGCCCAUCAUUCGACACACAAGAGACCGUCCUCGAGAUCCCAAUGCGUGAUGGCUACCAAAGUGAACUCCGCAUCACCAAGCCCCCAAACUCAUCAGGCAACCCAGUCGUCGUCCUGAUCUUCGGUGGCGCCUUUGUGAUGGGCACGAACAUCCAGUCAACCAUCUGGGCCCGCACAAUCGCUUCAUUAUACGGCGCUACUAUCGUUCAACUAUCAUAUCGUCUCGCCCCAGAGCACCCCUUCCCAACUGCCCCAAAUGACAUAUGGGAUAGCGUGAAGUGGAUAGCCAAGAACGAAGCAAUCCUCGACGCAGACUUAACCAAAGGCUUCGUGCUAGGCGGCGGAUCAGCAGGCGGGAACCUCUCAGUCGUCACUGCCCAUCGCUCAAUCAAAGAAAAACUAUCUCCGCCAAUCACCGGCGUGCUUGCUAGUAUACCGGUAUGCAUGAGCGCAGAGACAGUUCCGGAGAAGUAUAAGGAGAUCUGGGUAUCACAAGAGCAAAAUGCCAAUGCACCAGGAAAUCCAGGCCUCCAUUCAGAGUCAAAGGGUGGAUAUGAGACUAUGUAUAAGCAGGACUUCUUGUCAGAGGACUUUACGCCUUUCGCUUCUACAGCUCCGUUCUCUGCUAUUCCACGCACGUACGUCCAAGUCGCGGGUUUGGAUGUUCUUCGGGACGACGGUAUUGUUUAUGCGAAGACUUUGAAGGAUAGUGGUGUUGAUGUGAGACUUGAGGUUUAUCCUGGUGUGCCGCAUGGUCACUUCAAUCUGUGGCCUCGUUUGAAGCAGUCGAUCAAGUCUCAGGAGGAUACUAUCUGGCAUGCUGGCUGGCUUUUGGGUCGUGAGGUGCCUAGGGAACGAGUGGAGGACAUUGUAGCGGUUGUUUUGAAGUAA